CUUAACCUGUUUCUGUGUCUCGUUAUGUCUGGUCGUGGAAAACAGGGCGGCAAAGCACGCGCUAAGGCGAAGACCCGCUCUUCGCGGGCCGGACUCCAGUUCCCCGUGGGCCGAGUGCACCGGCUGCUCCGCAAAGGCAACUAUGCCGAGCGGGUCGGUGCUGGGGCCCCGGUGUACCUGGCAGCGGUGCUGGAGUACCUGACGGCCGAGAUCCUGGAACUGGCGGGCAACGCGGCCCGGGAUAACAAGAAGACCCGCAUCAUCCCGCGUCACCUGCAGCUGGCAAUCCGCAACGACGAGGAGCUCAACAAGCUCCUGGGCAAAGUUACCAUCGCUCAGGGUGGCGUUCUUCCCAACAUCCAGGCGGUAUUGCUGCCGAAGAAGACUGAGAGCCACCACAAGGCCAAGGGCAAGUGAACCUAUCUAGAUCUGUGUCGCUACAACGUUUUACCCAAAGGCUCUUUUAAGAGCCAUCCA
Capra hircus (goat) is the source of this 477-nucleotide messenger RNA. RefSeq names its product histone H2A type 1. Gene Ontology annotation, cellular component: nucleosome. The record is from RefSeq and is a predicted model, not a curated record. The transcript has a single exon. The coding region runs from base 25 to 417 and encodes 130 amino acids. NCBI's taxonomy places the organism in Eukaryota, Metazoa, Chordata, Mammalia, Artiodactyla, Bovidae. Gene Ontology annotation, molecular function: DNA binding; structural constituent of chromatin; protein heterodimerization activity.